UCCCAAAACUUCGAGGCCUUCAAAACAUGAAGUUCUCUCUCUAUAUUUGCCUUUUGCUGUGUGUGGCUUUGAGCCAAGUUAGUGGUAACUGCUCAGGGGAAUGUCCGGAUACGGAGGAAGUUGUUUGGGCUCUCGGAGGAGGUUGCAAUGUUUUCCGGAAUAAGUGCUAUUUCGACAAGGAGAACUGCCAUCGCAAGCCACCAUUGACCAUAACGACCAAGAAGGAGUGUCAGAAGCAAUGUUCCGACAUUUGUACAGCCAUUUAUCAGCCCACAACAGGAAUCUACAAGGGCAAAGUCCUACACUUUGGUAAUGAGUGUGAAAAACAGGCUCACACCUGUCGUAGUGGCCACACUUUUUUGUAAGCCACGCAGAAUGUUUUAAAGGGCUUCUUUGGGACUUCAAGCAUGAAAGCAAAUAUUGAAAUCGUGUUCGCGGAACGAACAGCCAACAAGUCACGUAGAAAUCUAGCGACCGCGCUGAAUAAUUUAAUAGUGGUUUAGUCACACCCAGUUUAGAAGAAGAUGUAC
Drosophila mauritiana is the source of this 530-nucleotide messenger RNA. RefSeq lists its product as uncharacterized. Lineage: Eukaryota; Metazoa; Arthropoda; Insecta; Diptera; Drosophilidae. The record is from RefSeq and is a predicted model, not a curated record. The transcript is spliced from 4 exons. The coding region runs from base 27 to 365 and encodes 112 amino acids.